AUGCCUAUUAACCAACUGGACAUGGGUCAAGGAGGGGGCACGGCCAUUGAGGACGCAGUGUCCCUGGCAGUUCUGUUGCCGUUGGGGAGACAGACAGAGGAUAUACCAGGUCGACUGGCGCUGUAUGAGCAGGCUCGACGAGAGCGGAUAGAGAUGAUCCUGAAAUCCACCCGAUUCAACUAUCUAGAUGAGGGGGAUGUUUCGGCUCCAGACUUACCGAUAGCCAGAGUAUUGGGAAUGUGCUUUGCACAUAAUGAGGUGAAGAGCUCCAUUGCUUUGCUUCAGCCACAGAUUGUAGCGGUAUAG
Molecule: messenger RNA, 306 nt
Organism: Aspergillus tanneri
Lineage: Eukaryota; Fungi; Ascomycota; Eurotiomycetes; Eurotiales; Aspergillaceae
Exons: 3
Coding region: 1-306 (101 amino acids)
Source: RefSeq, a predicted model, not a curated record